CCAGCCAACCUCUUCAACCAAACCGACCACUACACCUCAUCUUUCCACUACAUCCCAGCCAACCUCUUCAACCAAACCGACCACUACACCUCAUCUUUCCACUACAUCCCAGCCAACCUCUUCAACCAAACCGACCACUACACCUCAUCUUUCCACUACAUCUUCUUCAGGUGAGAACUGAAUCGAUAGGAAACACUUACAGUAGAUUGAUCAUGCUGUAGUACUGUACCAGUACCAUUUAUUUUACAUUUCAUUGAUGAUGGUGAAUGAUGAUUCAUGUCCACAGGGAAGUGUCCACCUUAUCAUAUGUUCUGUGGGGAUGGCACUACAUGUGUGGCCACCAUGCAGUUUUGUGAUGGAGUAGACAAUUGUCCUGAUGGCUCAGAUGAAAACCAUACUCUCUGUGGUGAGUGUUUGAUACUCAGUGUUUGCUGAUUAUGUAACCUCGUCCCUACACUCUUAGAAAAAAGGCUUCCAAAAGGGUAAUUCAACUGUCCCUGUAGGAUAACCUUUUUUGGUUCCAGGUAGAACUCUUUUGGGUUCCAUGUAGAGAUCCGGCUGGUGGACGAUUAAUAAUUAAGUGGAUAAACAUUGUUCUUGAAUGUAUAGAUGGUACAGAGUAACAAGAAAAUGCCAUGUCAACGCAUAAUGUGUGGUCUGGUAAUGUGGUCAUGAGUGCAUUGGUAGUAUAAUAGACCUGAACUGUGUGGAUAUCGUUCAUAUUUUCAUAGCAACAAAGUGCGAUGGCCAAUUCCUUCUUCUUGGUCCUACGGGUUCCUUCCAUUCUGAAAACUUCCCUCUCCCUUACAACAAUGGCACGAUUUGCCGCUGGGUUAUACGGUACUCCUGCUUCUCACACUAACUACACACUACUCAUGUUCAUAUACUUUUACCUGACAUACCAGUGCUACCUCUCUACUUUUUGUGCUACCUUAAUUAAAAAAAAUUUUAAUUUUUUCUUCCCUUUUUAGAAUUCAGAAAGGACUAGCAAUAAAGAUGAAUUUCCACUCAUUCAACACAGAAGAAGAUAUUGAUACUCUCAGUCUGUAUGAGGGCACAGGACAGGGGAAAUAUCUGACAUGUAAGUGGAUAACACUCCUGAGCAAAUAUAUGCUAAUUGCUAUUCAGCAAUAUAUCUAUAUAAACUAAAGUAAUAACACAUCUACCACCCACUAUGGCUGUGUUUCAGACCAGCUGUCAGGCCCCUCCCCAGGCACUGUGUGGCUGCUGUCUGACAAGGCCACUGUUGAGUUCUCCUCUGACGAUUACAACAAUCUCCAAGGAUUCAAUGCCACCUACUCAGCAGAAGACAUCAGCAACCUCUCUAGUAAACAGUGUUUCCCAAACUCAAUCCUCGGGACCCCACAGCUGAUUCAAAUGAUCAAAGCUUGAUGAUUAGUUGAUUCUUUGAAUCAGCUGUGUAGUGCUAGGACAAAAACCAAAAUGUGCACCCCUUGGGGUCUCGAGGACCGAGUUUGGGAAACCCUGACUUAAAGAUUUCAAGGGUUAUCAAAAUGAACUGGAAGGAAGAUUGCAAUAUGAUUUGGUUUUGGGUCUCUCUGUGAAAUGAAACGACAGUGGCAGUGUUCCUCUCUGCCCUCUCAGAUGAGGAGAGGCUGAGCUGCUCCUUUGAGGAGGGCCUGUGUUUCUGGAGGCAGGAGCCCGAGGACGAAGGGGACUGGAUACGCACCAAUAUCCCUACAUUCCCCCCCUUCACAGGCCCAAACUUUGACCAUACAUUUGGGAACCAAUCAGGUGUGUCAUUAUGUGACAAGACAUUACUUUAUUUCGCGGAGACUUUAUGACUUUAUUUCGAUGUCGGAUUGCUGUAGUCUGUUUCUGUUCUGUGACUGUUAUUGUGUUCUGAUGAUACAGGCUACUACAUUGUCACACCGGGAAGCCCUGGCCAGUGGGAGAAGAACUUCAAGAUCCGCAGCCUCCGAUUAACUCAUUCAAAUGAACCAAUGUGUCUUAAGUUCUGGUAAGUGACCCUCUCUCUCCCUCUAUUCAUGUACUGUCUAUGGCUACCCAUCUCUAAAUACAUAGCCUCUCAACAGGUGUGUAUUUAUGCUACUUGUUGCUCCAGGUACCAUAUGUAUGGAGAGGAUGUGCGUCGGCUGAGGGUGUUGGUAGAGAGACGGUCAACGUCUGUGGUCAGAGAGGCUUCAGUCAUUAUGGUCUUCCAGAAGGAGGGUAACUAUGGAGAUAACUGGAACUUCGGCCAGGUCACCCUGAACAGCACAGCUGAUACAACGGUCAGAAUCCCACACUGUAUAAUUGCCAUGAUGUUAUACUUGGCUGUAAAUGUUGUCUGUCUAUAAGUCUCUGUCUCUUCACUGUGAUGUUCUUCUCAAGGUGGUUUUUGAGGCUCAGAAGAAGGGGGGUAUGAAGAAUGACAUUGCCCUGGAUGACAUUAGUCUGACAAUGGGUCCCUGUGGGGCGGACCCACCAGAGCCAACAGUGGUUCCCACCCCUCCAACACCACCUCCUAUACCUCGUAUGUUACUCUGAACCACAUAUUCUUCACAUGGAACACUUUGACACAGGCCAUCCAUUCAGAACAGAACCACCCUGUCAUCGUUAACCAGCCCCCUCACAAUCACUCACUACCACUGAGUCACCAACUCACCCUCUCUCGCCUGACAUUCACUGUUCUUUAUCCAUUCAUGUCAUGUGUCCUUGUUUUCCAUGGAAGCAUCUAAAGCAUGUAUUCAUUCCUCUUUCUCAGCUGACUGUGGAGGACCUUUUGACCUUUGGGAACCCAACUCUACAUUCAGCUCCCCCAACUACCCACACUCCUAUGGAAACAAGGCUUCUUGUAUGAACUUUGUGUUUUGUUCAUUUGUUUUCCUAAUUGGUUGAAAUGUGGUGUUCAUACAUCUGUCUAUCCUGGGCAAGGUUUGUGGACUCUUCAUGCCAGGGAGGGAUGGAACAUCCAGCUUCACUUCCUGGAUUUUGACGUUGAGUCGACCUAUGACAUCGUGGAGGUGCGGGAUGGGGCAGGGCCGCAGUCUGAACUGCUUGGUGAGUCUCUGACCCUCCGCCUACUGUGAUAUCCUUCCUACACAACCUCUGUCAUGUUACUAUGACACUGUUAGUUGUUAUUGAAAAUGCAGAGGAGGUUUACUGGGGUGAAUUGUUGUGUGUUUCUUUGUCAGGUGUCUUCACUGGCACUGAUGCUACCUUUCCAGAUGUGAUCUCCACAGCCAAUCAGAUCACAGUGAUGUUCUAUACGGACAGUACAGGGUAUGACAGAGGGUUCCGUGCCAACUUCACAUCUGGCUUAGCACUGGGCAUGCCAAGUAAGAUUUUAUAUUAAGGAACCAAUUCAUCAUUCUAAAGUCCAAAAUUAGUAGUUCUGAAUGAACCAUAGCUGAUGUACUCUUUAUUCUUCAAAAGCCAAGUAACCAAACUGCCUUUGUCCUUUCAAAUGCCAGAGCCCUGUGCCACUGGGCAGUACCGGUGUCAGUCUGGAGAAUGUAUCUCCAAUGUCAGUGUGUGUAACGGCCAACCAGACUGCGCUGACUCCUCAGACGAAGCUGACUGUGGUGAGUAAACCAAAUGAAGCUGUGACCCUGUCAACACCCAUACAGCAAUUCAUGCCAGUAAAAGGCAUGUGAACCAAAAUACUGGUAAAGUGGUUCUCCAUGAUUCUAUGCGUUCUAGUGCAUCUGGUAUCAGUGAACAGUACGAGUGUCAGACGUCUGCAGCUCCAGGUCCAGACCACCUGGUACACAGCCUGUGGUCGGCACUGGAACGCUCAGCUCUCCCACUUCAUGUGUCGUUACCUGGGCUACAGGUGAGACCUCUGCUGUGUGUGUGUGUGUGUGAAUGAGAAACAGUCAUUCUUUGUAUGUUUGACAGUGAUGGACAGGGAGUCAGUCACUGUGUUUACAUGUACUCUAGAUCAGGAAGUGCCCUCCUCAUACCUUCCACAGAGAAAGACUCUCCCUUCACCACCGUGAGUGUGGCAGCCAACGGCACCCUGGACCUGACCCCCAGGUACACUACAUUCAACAAACAGAUUUCAUUUACAUUUACAUUGUUUUGUCAUUUAGCAGACGCCCUUAUCCAGAGCUACUUACAGGAGCAAUUAGGGUUAAGUGCCUUGCUCAAGGGCACAUCGACAGAUUUUUCACCUAGUCGGCUCGGGGAAUUGAGGAAAUGGAACCUUUCGGUUACUGGCCAAACUCUCUUAACCGCUAGGCUACCUGCCGCUAAUCGAGGAAAUCGAACCUUUCGGUUACUGGCCCAACGCUCUUAACCGCAAGGCUACCUGCCGCUAAUCGAGGAAAUCGAACCUUUCGGUUACUGGCCCAACGCUCUUAACCGCUAGGCUACCUGCCGCUAAUCGAGGAAAUCGAACCUUUCGGUUACUGGCCCAAUGCUCUUAACCGCUAGGCUACCUGCCUCUAAUCGAGGAAAUCGAACCUUUCGGUUACUGGCCCAACGCUCUUAACCGCUAGGCUACCUGCAGCUAAUCGAGGAAAUCGAACCUUUCGGUUACUGGCCCAACGCUCUUAACCGCUAGGCUACCUGCCACUAAACGAGGAAAUCGAACCUUUCGGUUACUGGCCCAACGCUCUUAACCGCAAGGCUACCUGCCGCUAAUUGAGGAAAUCGAACCUUUCGGUUACUGGCCCAACGCUCUUAACCGCUAGGCUACCUGCCGCUAAUCGAGGAAAUCGAACCUUUCGGUUACUGGCCCAACGCUCUUAACCGCUAGGCUACCUGCCGCUAAACGAGGAAAUCGAACCUUUCGGUUACUGGCCCAACGCUCAUAACCGCUAGGCUACCUGCCGCUAAUCGAGGAAAUCAAACCUUUCGGUUACUGGCCCAACGCUCAUAACCGCUAGGCUACCUGCCGCUAAUAAUUCAACUUUGAUUCAACAGUCAUACCAACAUCCAACUUUGUUUCUAUUUCCCAUAGUGAAAAAUGUACGGAUGAAAAGGUUAUAUCUUUGCAAUGUGACAACCAACGUGAGUAUGCAAAGUAUAAAGCGUCAACAUAGUAUCAUGAUAGAUACUGUAAGUACUCCUUCACAUAUACACAUUGACAAGUUUUGACAAGUUAACAAAACACACUCAAAAACACUAUACUGUGCAUUUUAGCGUGUGGCGUUCGUAUGGUCUCCCAGAAGAUGGAUCAUAGUGGGUCCACUGAACGACAGAUGGAGGAGGAAGGAGAGGAGGAGUCAGAGGAGAGUGGAACUGUCAGAGUGGUGGGAGGGACAGACUCUCGUAAGGGGGCGUGGCCAUGGAUGGUGUCGCUGUACUGGAGGGGCCGUCAUGUGUGUGGAGCUACUCUGAUUGACAACGAGUGGUUGGUCACCGCUGCACACUGCGUUUAUGGGUGAGGAAUCCCCCUCUGCCUUUAUACUGUUUGAUUAUGCUCCUGUAUUCACCUUUACUUUGUGUACACUGUAAAUAUACACUGUGUAUACACCUGAGUCUCACCUUUUUCUGUUCACACCAUGUCACAUAAUAAUAAUAAUAAUAAUAAUAAUAAUAUGCCAUUUAGCAGACGCUUUUAUCCAAAGCGACUUACAGUCAUGUGUGCAUACAUUUUUACGUAUGGGUGGUCCCGGGGAUCGAACACACUACCCUGGCGUUACAAGCGCCAUGCUCUACCAAUAGAGCUACAGAGGACCAUGUUUCUGUGCAUUUACCCUCAACUGAGUCUGACCUAUUUGAGUACAAAGUAGCUCUACCAUUUUUUUUCUGUUCCAUGCAGUUUAAGUUUUUCAGACCAUUUCUACAUUGACGGUCGUCUUUUUAUCCUGCAGGAAAAAUAUUCACCUUUCCAACUGGGAGGCAGUUUUGGGCCUUCACUCCCAGGACAGUGUAGAUAUCCUCCCAUCCCAGACCCGAAAGGUUGACCACAUCAUCAUGAACAAACACUACAACAGAAGGACCAAGAAUGCUGACAUCGCAAUGAUGCACCUUCAAACAAACGUCAACUUCACAGGUGUGCAAUCAAACACCCUUCUGCUCUACAUAGCCUGAGAGUUUGACCUUAUGUCAGAUUGGCACUGAGCACAAGCGGCCAUGUUGUGUUCAUAUAAAGUGGAUUACUAAGUAGAUGUACCUCACAUAUACACACAGAUCCACACACACAACAUAAUAUUCAUACAGAUCCACACACACAAUAUAAUAUUCAUACAGAUCCACACACACAGGAUAUAAUAUUCAUACAGAUCCACACACACAUGAUAUAAUCUUCAUACAGAUCCACACACACAGGAUAUAAUCUUCAUACAGAUCCACACACACAGGAUAUAAUCUUCAUACAGAUCCACACACACAGGAUAUAAUCUUCAUACAGAUCCACACACAGGAUAUAAUCUUCAUACAGAUCCACACACACAAUAUAAUCUUCAUACAGAUCCACACACACAUUUAUAAUCUUCAUACAGAUCCACACACACAUUAUAUAAUCUUCAUACAGAUCCACACACACAGGAUAUAAUCUUACAUUUACAUUUUAGUCAUUUAGCAGACGCUCUUAUCCAGAGUGACUUACAGUUAGUACAUACAUAUUUGUAUUUAUUUUUCAUACUUGCCCCCCGCGGGAAUCGAACCCACAACCCUGGCGUUGCAAACACCAUGCUCUACCAACAUCCCUGCCGGCCAUUCCCUCCCCUACCCUGGACGACGCUGGGCCAAUUGUGCGCCGCCCCAUGGGUCUCUCCCGGUCACGGCCGGCUACGACAGAGCCUGGAUUCGAACCAGGAUCUCUAGUGGCACAGCUAGUGUGUGGGCCACUCGGGAGACGAGUCCACACACACAGGAUAUAAUCUUCAUACAGAUCCACACACACAUGAUAUAAUCUUCAUACAGAUCCACACACACAUGAUAUAAUCUUCAUACAGAUCCACACACACUGUCACGAUCGUUGAAAGGAGUGGACCAAUGCGCAGCGUGGAAUGCGAACAUCUUUAUUAAAUAUACACUACACGAACAAAAACAACAAAACGAAACGUGAAGUCCUCGGUCCACAUACACAACCUACACGGAACAAGAUCCCACAAUACACUGUGCCAAACAGCUGCCUAAGUAUGGUUCCCAAUCAGAGACAAAAGAGCACAGCUGAUUCUCGUUGCCUCUGAUUGAGAAACCACCCCGGCCAACAUAGAUACACAUGAACUAGAUCCUAAAUAGAAACACAAACACAUAAAGAACUACACACCUGGCUCAAAACAUAUAAGAGUCCCAGAGCCAGGGCGUGACAGUAUCCAACCCCCCCCCAAAGGCGCGGACUGCGACCGCGCCAAACAUAAACCGAACAGGGGAGGGCUGGGUGGGCAUUCCUCCUCGAGGCGGAUCCCGUGCUCCGGGCGUGACCACCCAACCCUCAAUAACCCCCCCCCCGUAGUGCCCCCUGGUCUGGUCUGGCCCCGCUGGCCUUGGAGCUGGAACGGGACAUUGGUGGAGCGGAUUGCUUAGGCUCCGUUGUGGAGCAGCUGUGACCGGUCUGUCCAGGCUGACGACUCGCACCCCGGCUUGGUGCGGGGAGCAGGAACGGGCUGACCAGGCUGACGAUGCGCACCCCUGCCUUGGUGCGGGAGCAGGAACGGGCCGGACCAGGCUGACGACUCGCACCUCUGGCUUGGUGCGAGUGGCAGGAACGGGCUGGACCAGGCUGACGACGCACACCGUAGGCUUGGUGCGUGGAGCAGGGACAGGCCGGGCUGGGCUGACGACGCAUACCGUAGGCCUGGUGCGUGGAGCAGGGACAGGCCGGACAGGGCUGGCGACGCACACCGUAGGCUUGGUGCGUGGAGCAGGAACAGGCCGGACAGGGCUGGCGACGCACACCGUAGGCUUGGUACGUGGAGCAGGAACAGGCCGGGCAGGGCUGUCGACGCACACCGUAGGCUUGGUGCGUGGAGCAGGGACAGGCCGGGCAGGGCUGGCGACGCACACCGUAGGCUUGGUGCGUGGAGCAGGAACAGGCCGGACAGGGCUGGCGACGCACACCGUAGGCUUGGUGCGUGGAGCAGGACAGGCCGGGCAGGGCUGUCGACGCACACCGUAGGCUUGGUGCGUGGAGCAGGAACAGGCCGGGCAGGGCUGUCGACGCACACCGUAGACUUGGUGCGUGGAGCAGGAACAGGCCGGGCAGGGCUGUCGACGCACACCGUAGAUUGGUGCGUGGAGCAGACAGCGCAGGCUGUCGACGCACACGUAGACUUGGUGCGUGUGAGCAGGACCAAGCCGGUGGCAGCUUACGCAACACUCACUGGCGAAGCAGGAAGUCCGGCAGGCUGCGACGCACAACGAGACUGUGGUGGACAGGAACAGGUCGGUCAGCUGUCGAAGCACACGUAGACUUGGUGCGUGGCAGGAACAGCCGGGCAGGCCGCCCGCAACAUAGACUUGACUGCUGGAGCAAGAAACAGCCCAGGGCAUUCGACGCACACCGCUAACAUUGGUGCCUGAGCAGGGACGACGCCGCGACUCGCACGCACACCGAGGCGGUGCGACGGCGCAACAUGACCGACGGGCUGGGGGGCGCACCCUCGAUGGGUCCGAGCGCCGUACAGCCGACCUAAUGGGACACCCCCCGUACUGGCCUUCGCGGACUGGACGGGCGGACGGACUGGACAUGAGCAGCGCUAGUUAGCUCCGGUGUGGAGCAUCUAACCUCCUGCCAGCCGUUGAACCAGGGCCGCGUGAACCGGGCUUUGAACACGCCCCUUGUGCGGGGGCAGACGGCCCGCGUCCUGCGAUGGCCCCCCACGCUUAGUUGGGGGUGCCGGUCCGUCCGGCUACGAUGGCACCCUGCUGCGGGCGGGGCAGAACGUCCGCCACGGGCCUGCAUCCUACCCCAAGGUCCUUGCCGCCGAGCAUGGGCCCGGACCGCUGACGACGCGCCCCCUGGUGCCAGGGCAGAACCGUCCGAUCCGUUCCUGGCGCUGCUCCUUGCUUGGCGAGGGCGCUGACAGGCCGUCGUGGCUUGGCCUGCUACCAGUGGUUUGGUUGCGAGAGCAGGAACGGCCGGGGGGUGUGACCAAGCGCAUGGCUGUGGGGAAGAAACGGCCGACCGGUGAUAUAAAGUCCUAAAGUUAGCGAAGCAGAUUGCGUGAAGUCCGGCUGUAACUCGAACAUGUCCUCCCAGGACCACCAUUUGCCCCACCUGGGCCAUCGCCAACUUCUCCAUCUCCUUACCCGGCGUUAGCCUCCGAACACGCUGCUUGGUCCAGUAUUGGUGGGAUCUUCUGUCACGAUCGUCAAAAUGAGUGGACCAAUGCGCAGCGUGGAAUGCGAACAUCUUUAUUAAAUAUACACUACACGAACAAAAACAACAAAACAGAUACGUUGAAGUCCUCGGUCACAUACACAACCUACACGGAACAAGAUCCCACAAUACACUGUGUCCAAACAGGCUGCCUAAGUAUGGUUCCCAAUCAGAGACAACAAGCAACAGCUGAUUCUCGUUGCCUCUGAUUGAGAACCACCCCGGCCAACAUAGAUACACAUGAACUAGAUCCUAACAUAGAAACACAAACACAUAGAAUCUAUACACCCUGGCUCAACAUAUACAGUGGGGAAAAAAGUAUUUAGUCAGCCACCAAUUGUGCAAGUUCUCCCACUUAAAAAGAUGAGAGAGGCCUGUAAUUUUCAUCAUAGGUACACGUCAACUAUGACAGACAAAAUGAGAUUUUUUUUCUCCAGAAAAUCACAUUGUAGGAUUUUUUAUGAAUUUAUUUGCAAAUUAUGGUGGAAAAUAAGUAUUUGGUCAUAACAAAAGUUUCUCAAUACUUUGUUAUAUACCCUUUGUUGGCAAUGACAACCGGUCAAACGUUUUCUGUAAGUCUUCACAAGGUUUUCACACACUGUUGCUGGUAUUUUGGCCCAUUCCUCCAUGCAGAUCUCCUCUAGAGCAGUGAUGUUUUGGGGCUGUCGCUGGGCAACACGGACUUUCAACUCCCUCCAAAGAUUUUCUAUGGGGUUGAGAUCUGGAGACUGGCUAGGCCACUCCAGGACCUUCAAAUGCUUCUUACGAAGCCACUCCUUCGUUGCCCGGGUGGUGUGUUUGGGAUCAUUGUCAUGCUGAAAGACCCAGCCACGUUUUCAUCUUCAAUGCCCUUGCUGAUGGAAGGAGGUUUUCACUCAAAAUCUCACGGUACAUGGCCCCAUUCAUUCUUUCCUUUACACGGAUCAGUCGUCCUGGUCCCUUUGCAGAAAAACAGCCCCUAAGCAUGAUGUUUCCACCCCCAUGCUUCACAGUAGGUAUGGUGUUCUUUGGAUGCAACUCAGCAUUCUUUGUCCUCCAAACACGACGAGUUGAGUUUUUACCAAAAAGUUAUAUUUUGGUUUCAUCUGACCAUAUGACAUUCUCCCAAUCCUCUUCUGGAUCAUCCAAAUGCACUCUAGCAAACUUCAGACGGGCCUGGACAUGUACUGGCUUAAGCAGGGGCAGAAUUUGAGUCCCUGGCGGCGUAGUGUGUUACUGAUGGUAGGCUUUGUUACUUUGGUCCCAGCUCUCUGCAGGUCAUUCACUAGGUCCCCCUGUGUGGUUCUGGGAUUUUUGCUCACCGUUCUUGUGAUCAUUUUGACCCCACGGCGUGAGAUCUUGCGUGGAGCCCCAGAUCGAGGGAGAUUAUCAGUGGUCUUGUAAUGUCUUCCAUUUCCUAAUAAUUGCUCCCACAGUUGAUUUCUUCAAACCAAGCUGCUUACCUAUUGCAGAUUCAGUCUUCCCAGCCUGGUGCAGGUCUACAAUUUUGUUUCUGGUGUCCUUUGACAGCUCUUUGGUCUUGGCCAUAGUGGAGUUUGGAGUGUGACUGUUUGAGGUUGUGGACAGGUGUCUUUUAUACUGAUAACAAGUUCAAACAGGUGGCCAUUAAUACAGGUAACGAGUGGAGGACAGAGGAGCCUCUUAAAGAACAGACAGUUAAGUAUGGCUCCCAAUCAGAGACAACCAGCAAACAGCUGACACUCGUUGCCUCUGAUUGGGAGUCACUUAGGCCAACACAGAAAACAACAACCUAGAACACCCAACCUAGAAACAACCCACACAGAACGAACACACCCUGGCUCAACAUACAGAUCCCGGAGCCAGAGCGUGACAAUAAUCUUCAUACAGAUCCACACACACAUGAUAUAAUCUUCAUACAGAUCCACACACACUGUCACGAUCGUUGAAAGGAGUGGACCAAUGCGCAGCGUGGAAUGCGAACAUCUUUAUUAAAUAUACACUACACGAACAAAACAACAAAACGAUACGUGAAGUCCUCGGUCACAUACACAAACCUACACGGAACAAGAUCCCACAAUACACUGUGCCAAACAGGCUGCCUAAGUAUGGUUCCCAAUCAGAGACAACAAGCAACAGCUGAUUCUCGUUGCCUCUGAUUGAGAACCACCCCGGCCAACAUAGAUACACAUGAACUAGAUCCUAACAUAGAAACACAAACACAUAGAAUCUAUACACCCUGGCUCAACAUAUAAGAGUCCCAGAGCCAGGGCGUGACAGUACCCCCCCCCCAAAGGCGCGGACUGCGACCGCGCCAAACAUAAACCGAACAGGGGAGGGCUGGGUGGGCAUUCCUCCUCGGAGGCGGAUCCGGCUCCGGGCGUGACCACCACCCUCUAAUAACCCCCCCGUAGUGCCCCUGGUCUGGUCUGGCCCCGCUGGCUGGAGCUGGACUGGACAUCGGUGGAGCGGAUUGCUUAGGCUCCGGUGUGGAGCAGCUGACCGGUACCUGACCAGGCACCGGUGAACCGGGCACGGGCUGUGCCGGACUGACGACACGCACCCCUGGCUUGGUGCGGGGAGCAGGAACGGGCCGGACCGGGCUGACGAUGCGCCCCACAGGCUUGGUGCGGGGAGCAGGAAUGGGCCGGACCGGGCUGACGACGCGCACCCCUGGCUUGGUGCGGGGAGCAGGAACGGGCCGGACCGGGCUGACGAUGCGCACCACAGGCUUGGUGCGGGGAGCAGGAACGGGCCGGGCCGGGCUGGCGACGUGCACCAUAGGCUUGGUGCGGGGAGCAGGAACAGGCCGGGCCGGGCUGGCGACGCGCACCAUUGGCUUGGUGCGAGGGGCAGGAACAGGCCGGGUCGGGCUGGCGACGCGCACCAUUGGCUUGGUGCGGGGAGCAGGAACAGGCCGGGCCGGGCUGGCGACGCGCACCAUUGGCUUGGUGCGAGGGGCAGGAACAGGCCGGGUCGGGCUGGCGACGCGCACCAUUGGCUUGGUGCGGGGAGCAGGAACAGGCCGGGCCGGGCUGGCGACGCGCACCAUAGGCUUGGUGCGGGGAGCAGGAACGGGCCAGACCGGGCUGACGACGCGCACCACAGGCUUGGUGCGGGGAGCAGGAACGGGCCGGACCGGGCUGACGACGCGCACCACAGGCUUGGUGCGGGGAGCAGGAACGGGCCGGGCCGGGCUGGCGACGCGCACCACAGGCUUGGUGCGGGGAGCAGGAACCUUUGCCCAUGGUCCUCUGCCCUCGAACAUGUCCUCCCAGGACCACCAUUUGCCCACCUGGGCCAUCGCCAACUUCUCCAUCUCCUUACCCGGCGUUAGCUCCGAAACACGCUGCUUGGUCCAGUAUUGGUGGGAUCUUCUGUCACGAUCAUCAAAAGGAGUGGACCAAUGCGCAGCGUGGAAUGCGAACAUCUUUAUUAAAUAUACACUACACGAACAAAAACAACAAAACGAUACGUGAAGUCCUCGGUCACAUACACAAACCUACACGGAACAAGAUCCCACAAUACACUGUGCCAAACAGGCUGCCUAAGUAUGGUUCCCAAUCAGAGACAACAAGCAACAGCUGAUUCUCGUUGCCUCUGAUUGAGAACCACCCCGGCCAACAUAGAUACACAUGAACUAGAUCCUAACAUAGAAACACAAACACAUAGAAUCUACACACCCUGGCUCAACAUAUAAGAGUCCCAGAGCCAGGGCGUGACACACACAGGAUAUCAUCUUCAUACAGAUCCACACACACAGGAUAUAAUCUUCAUACAGAUUCUUCUUUUACAGAUUACAUUCAACCCAUCUGUCUGCCACGAAGUGACCAGCAGUUUGAGGCUGGGAGGAACUGUUUCAUUGCAGGCUGGGGAGCAGAAGCAGAGCAAGGUAGGACUCUGGUGUCACUCAGUGAGUUAGUUCACGGUGGCAUUAACAGGUUCAUCUGAGGAUGUGGCUGAUGAAAACCGCUGUACAAUUUAACUGUAUCAUUAUUAUUAUUAAUAUUAAUAUUAUUAUUAUGUGCCUGUAAAUGUUGAAAUGCCCUCCAGGCACAGUAGCUAAUGUGCUACAACAGGCAGUGCUGCCCCUGGUGAGCCGGUCUGAUUGUCAGAAACUGUUGCCUGAGUACAACAUUACAGCCAGGAUGGUGUGUGCCGGCUACUCUGAGGGGGGAGUGGACUCCUGCCAGGUACAUUUUAAUGGUCAUAACCCUCUGUGGGCAGUUAUAGCAUGUUUAUGACUGUAAACCACGCUGCAUUUCUGUGAAAGAACUACACCAGGAAAAUGUUCAGAUAGUAUUACUGUCCCAAGGCAGCAGUGGAUAGAAUACUGCCCCCAAGGCAACACUGGAUAGUAAAGUUUGGGUAUUUGUGUGAUGUACAAUGAAUGCCACCUGUACACAAUGCCAUUGAAUCACAGUUCGUAGUAUCCAUGUACAGUGUGUGAGAAUUCUGUCCACUGACUGUGUCGUCCUGUUGUUUUAGGGGGACUCUGGAGGUCCUCUCAUGUGUGAGGAGGAUGGCCACUGGGUGCAGGUGGGCGUGAUUUCUUUUGGUGUGGGGUGUGGCCGCCCCCAGCGCCCUGGUGUGUACGCCCUGGUCUCCCAGUUCACUGACUGGAUCGUCCAGACCAGACGGCUCUCCUGA
Molecule: messenger RNA, 13849 nt
Organism: Coregonus sp. 'balchen'
Lineage: Eukaryota; Metazoa; Chordata; Actinopteri; Salmoniformes; Salmonidae
Source: the annotation of a GenBank genome assembly